AUGGAGGCAAGUAACAUCGCGCAAGUGCUGUAUGCAACAGUAGAUCCCAACAUAAAUAUCCGUUCAGAAGCAGAGUCCAAGUUAAAGCACGCAAAGGAAACGAACUUUGUCCAGUACAUAAAUCAGUUAUCAAACGAAUUCUGCAGAACGCAGAAUGACCCCUACUUGAGGCAAAUCGCGGGAUUACUAAUAAAAAAUGCAUUUGCGUCUAAGGACAAUUAUGAAAAUGAAGAGAAAGCAAGGACAUGGGUUAACUUCCCAGAAGACAUAAAAAAUGAGUUAAAGAAUUCAAUGUUACAUUUAUUAAGUCAGCAAGGGGAAAAGGUAGUCAUAGGGACAGCAUGUCAAAUAAUAUCUUUGAUAGCCAAAAUAGAACUCUCUCACAAUAAAUCCUCCGAAUUGCUUCACAAACUAGUCAACAAUAUUAUAGAGAAAAAUGCAUACACGAAAAAAUCAUCCACUGUAUGCUUAGCCUACUUAACAGAAGAUAUAGCAGAUAUAUGUAAUGAGAGUAAAUCAAAGUAUGUUUUUACUCAACCCGAUUUGGAUUUAAUUUUAACAGCUAUUAUAAACUCGCUAUGUGAACCAGGGGAGGAAGAAGCUAUACACUGUGCUAGUAUGAAAGUGCUCUACAAUUUGAUGUCAUUUAUUGACCAGAAUUUUAAGACCCAAGUCGAAAGGGACAUAAUCAUGAAAACUGUUAUCGAUGGGUGUAAAGAUAGUGAGAGAUCUACCGUACAGAUAGCAGCAUAUGAAUGCCUAAUCAACAUUGUCAGUUAUUUUUACUCGUAUUUAGAUGCAUAUAUGUAUGCUAUAGGGCCCCUAACAUGGGUAGCUAUCGAGUCAGACAACGAAAGGAUAGCCAUCAGUGCCAUCGAAUUUUGGAAUACAGUUUGUGAAGAAGAAACUUUUAUAGAUCAAUACGAAUUACAAGAAGGGAAAAAAAACCAUAAUAUAGUAAAACAGGCAAUGGUGUUCCUUUUGCCAAAAAUAUUUAACGCUAUGAUAACUCAAGAGAGUGAAGACAUAGAUAUCGAUGCCUGGACAUUAUCCAUGGCAUCUGCAACAUUUCUAGCCUUGAGUGCACAGUUACUAAAAAAUGAUAUAGUAGAACCUGUUAUUUCAUUUGUAGAAGAAAAUUUUAUACAUGAGGAUUGGCGAAGGAGAGAUGCUGCUGUUCUGGCAUAUGGAUCCAUUAUGGAAGGUCCAGAUACGGAGAAAUUAAAACCGCUAGUAGAAGAAUCGGUGGGACAACUCUCCGAAGUUUUGAGAGAUCCAUCCGUUGCGGUGAGAGAUACAGCAGCCUGGACUAUAGGAAAGAUAACCACCUAUCAUUCGGAAAUUAUUUAUAACGUGUUAGGUAAUUACAAUGAUAGCAAUUCGCUGUAUGGGAUAUUGUUGGAGAGGUUAAACGAUUAUCCUAGAGUAGCGGCAAACGUGUGUUGGGUUUUUAAUCAACUCGCUGCUAAUAAGAGAAGCUCAUACAACAAAAUGACGAAUAGUUGUACGACCGAAUUGGAUGACUCCUUCUGUGUGUUAUGCAAAAAAUUGAUCGAUGUGACAUCUAGGGAAGAUGCAGACACGAGAAAUUUGAGAGAAGCUGCUUUCAAUGCACUCAAUGUAGUUAUAGAUAACGUAUCAGAUAAUUGUCUAAAAUAUAUGAUAGAGUUACUGUCCCAUAUGAUGUACCUCUUAACGAACACUUAUUUGAAUCCACUAACGGAGGAGGUAAAAUCUUUGCAAGGCUACUACUGCGGUACCAUGCAGUUCAUCAUUAACAGGUUAGGAAAUCAGUGUAAGCCUUUUUUAAAGCCAAUAUAUUUAAGCAUAUUUAGACUAUUCGAAAUUAGAACGGACAUAUGUGAAGAUGCGUUACUUGCAUGCAGUGCAAUAAUAAACGUAAUGGGAGAAGACUUUAGGGAACACCUAAAAACGUUCCUUAAUGUCAUUUUUAAAGGUUUAAGAAACGUAUCAGAAACGUCUACGUGCAGAAUAUGCAUCGAAAUGAUUUCCGAUAUUUGUAUCCCCUGGACUUUUGAAUUUGAGAAAGAAAUGGAGUUAAUUUUGGAAUGCCUAUGGGACGCAUUAAAAACGUUUGGUGUGCAUGACUCAAUAAAAAUUAGCAUCCUAACUGUGUUAGAAACCUCCAAAAUAACUAUCACCUCGGGGCCACCAGAAAGUGAUGAUUGGCUUAACUACGUAUUCGAGCUCAGAGAUGCCAUUCUCCUAACAUAUAGUAAUAUCAUUUAUGCACUAAUUGAUGGAAAUGAAAUUAUCAAGCUAAAAGUUUACAUCACAAAUAUUCUAGACCUAAUUGAGUUGAUAUUAAUCAAAGAAAUUAAUCACUUCAAUGCUCAGAAUUUUCAAAAUGCUGUUUCUCUUUUAGGAGAUUUAGUACAUGCAUAUGGCUAUGAAUUAAUCGAAAAUUCAAAACUCACUGAUUUGAUCAUAUCAGUUUAUGGGAAAAUUGAUAUUUUGUCAAGUCAAGGUGAUGAGAAAUGUGAGUCCUGCGUUUCGAAAAUUAAGUGGCUUAAGAGGAUAUGUAAUGCGCGGUUGGGGCAGAAAUGA
Messenger RNA from Plasmodium cynomolgi strain B, 2568 nucleotides. Its product is annotated as importin-beta 2. The record is from RefSeq and is a predicted model, not a curated record. Gene Ontology annotation, cellular component: cytoplasm; nucleus. Gene Ontology annotation, molecular function: nuclear import signal receptor activity; small GTPase binding. Lineage: Eukaryota; Apicomplexa; Aconoidasida; Haemosporida; Plasmodiidae. Gene Ontology annotation, biological process: protein import into nucleus. The transcript is spliced from 2 exons. The coding region runs from base 1 to 2568 and encodes 855 amino acids.